AUGGCCAAAUUAGUGCACAAUAUACAGAAAAAACAGCAUCGGGAGCGUUCCCAAGAGAGUGGUCGCUCCAGACUGGGGUUUUUGGAAAAACACAAGGACUACGUCAAGAGAGCACAGAAUUUUCACCAAAAGGAAGCGACUUUGAAGAUUCUGCGCGAAAAGGCACAGCAACGAAACCCAGAUGAGUUCUACCAUGGCAUGCACUCGCGCAGCGUGGACUCCCGUGGUUUGCUCAAACAAUCCAGACACGCACGCGAUGAGGAUCCCAGUCUGUCUACCGCGCAGGUGAAACUGCUGAAAACCCAGGACGCCAACUACGUGCGCACUCUGCGGCAAAACGAGCGCCAGGUGCUGGAAAAACAGGCGCAGGAGACCAUGUUCAAGUCCAAGGGCGCCCACACGGUGUUUGUAGACAACCGCGAUGCAUUGCAGUCGUUCGAUGCUGCCAAACACUUUCGAACAACGCCCGAAAUGUUGGCCCGUCGCGAGAACCGGCUCACACGUGACCAGCUUGCUAGUCAAGGUCUUAAAACGGGCUCCGCUGCGGCGUUGAAAUCUUCGGGUAUGGAUGUAGAGACGUUACAUCGCAAGCGUCUUAAGAAGCUACGACAGAUACAGCAACACCAAGAGCGUGAGCGUCAGCUCUCAAGCGUAUUGGAGCGCAUGGACACUCAGCGUGAGGGCAUGAAGAAGGGCAAUAAGAAAAAGAUACAGGAUGCAGAAGGUAAGGUAACGUUCAAAUGGAAGAAACAGCGUAAACGGUAG
Molecule: messenger RNA, 765 nt
Organism: Lachancea sp. 'fantastica'
Lineage: Eukaryota; Fungi; Ascomycota; Saccharomycetes; Saccharomycetales; Saccharomycetaceae
Source: the annotation of a GenBank genome assembly